Molecule: messenger RNA, 501 nt
Organism: Striga asiatica
Lineage: Eukaryota; Viridiplantae; Streptophyta; Magnoliopsida; Lamiales; Orobanchaceae
Source: the annotation of a GenBank genome assembly
AUGGCCGCCGAGAAGUUGAUCGGUACGGUGAAGUGGUUCAGCGGCCAGAAGGGCUUCGGCUUCGUCUCGCCGGACGGCGGCGGAGACGAUCUGUUUGUCCACCAGACGGCGAUCCAAUCGGACGGUUUCCGGACCCUGCGCGAGGGCCAGCGAAUCGAGUUCGGGGUGGAGACCGGGGACGACGGCCGGAGCAAGGCCGUCGACGUCGUCGCCCUCGCGAGGAACUCCGGCCCCGGCGGUCGAGGCGGUUACGGCAGGGGAUGGAGGUUCGGCGGCGGCCGUGGUGGCGGUGGGGUGGAGUGCUACAACUGUGGGAGGAUGGGACACCUGGCCAGGGAUUGCUACCGCGGCGGUGACGGCGGGGGAGACGGUGGCUACAGGCGGGGCGGCGGUGGGAGAGGUCGCGGUGGCGGGAGAGGUCGUGGCGGCGGCGGUAGGGGAUGCUAUAACUGUGGGGAGGAUGGGCAUUUUGCAAGGGAUUGCUUUGUGGGGCAGAGUUGA